Aspergillus welwitschiae is the source of this 1707-nucleotide messenger RNA. RefSeq names its product cytochrome P450. The transcript has 2 exons. Gene Ontology annotation, molecular function: heme binding; oxidoreductase activity, acting on paired donors, with incorporation or reduction of molecular oxygen; iron ion binding. The record is from RefSeq and is a predicted model, not a curated record. The coding region runs from base 1 to 1707 and encodes 568 amino acids. NCBI's taxonomy places the organism in Eukaryota, Fungi, Ascomycota, Eurotiomycetes, Eurotiales, Aspergillaceae.
AUGGCGCCUUCUUACAUUGCCAGCUUUGUUGAGCUUUUUCAUGGAUACCCUGCUGUCUUCUCGAUUACGAUCUGCCUGGUGGGGUUAUACGUCCUUUAUCGAUGGCUUCUCCCGAACCCAUUACCAGGAAUUCCUUACAACAAACAGGCCGCUACAUCAAUUUUGGGCGACGUGCCUGCUCUGAGGGGCGAUCCUGCCGGACUGGCUAAGUGGUGCAGCAAGCAGCUUGAGGAGCAUGGGUCUCCGAUAUGCCAGGCGCUGAUGGGCCCGCUCUCCAAGCCGGUGGUCCUUGUGGCUGACGUCGGCCAGACCCGCGAGCUGCUGAUGGGACGAAGUGACUUCGACCGAUCGUCUUACAUUAUCGAUCGGUUCCCAUUGUUUGGAGAGUUCCACCUUAACAUGAAGACUGGGGACUCCUGGAGAACCUCCCGCAGCUGGUUGAAAGACCUUCUAGCUCCGCACUAUCUGCACCAGACCGUGGGUCCCAUCAUCCACUCUUCGGUGCUCAACCUUAUCCAUCUUUGGGAAUCCAAAGCCCGGGUAGCAAAUGGAAGGCCAUUCAGUAUGCUGGCCGACCUGAAAACCCUAGCUCUUGAUGUUAUUGUGCGCUUUCACUUCGGGCAAGACUUCCAGGACUCGGCUCUGCGUAGACAAAUUGAGUUUGUCGAGCAGCUCGACAGCUCUCAGUUAGGGGUUGGGAAGCACACCGACGUCACCUUUCCUCAAGCCUCGUUGCACCCAUUCCAACAGGGUUUAACCGAUGUGGGCGACCGGAUGGCUGCUAUCUACACGACUAAAUGGCCUCCCUCCAUCGUGUCCUGGUGGGCACGGUACAUGUCCCCAUAUUACCGGAAGUUCUUCGUCGGCAAAGAUCGCUUUAUCCGCAAGCAUAUCAACUUAGCACUACAGCGCUUCGGCAACGACGAAGAGGCUAAAACUGGCAUUGACUACAUGGUGUAUAGAGAACAGAAGGCAGCUCGUAAGGCCGACCGGCAGCCUAUGUAUGGCAAACAGAUCAUGAUUGACGAGGCAUACGGAAAUCUCAUUGCCGGCCAACACACAACCAGUGCGGCGCUAGUAUGGAUUCUCAAGCUACUGGCUGAGCACCCUGCCGUUCAGACAAGGCUUCGCGACGAGCUGCAGACAGUAUGCGCGGCCGCAGUCCAAGAGGGCCGCCUACCCACUGCAGCUGAGAUCAUCCAAUCCAGACUCCCCUAUUUGGACGCAGUGUUGGAGGAGACCUUGCGACUUCGCGCUGCUAUGCUCGUGCCGCGCGACGCUACCCGUGACACAGAGCUUCUGGGCCGUCGGAUCCCGAAAGGCACGGUCGUUCUUCUCGUCUGUCAGGGACCAGACUACUCCUCUUCGCCAACCUCCCAGUACUGGAGUGACGUGAAGACGACCCGGAAGUACCCAGGUGGUGGUAACCCUGAUCUUGAGGCGUUUGAUCCGGAGCGUUGGCUAGUCCAGAAUGAGCGCGGUGAACUCGAGUUUGAUGGCUCGUCGUACCCGCAGUUGGCGUUUGGGCUCGGCAUUCGGGCUUGUUGGGGGCGGCGACUGGCUCAGCUAGAGAUGAGGAUCAUGACUGUCAUGAUGACUUGGAAGUUUGAUUUUCUCGAUGUGCCUGAGGCAUUGGCUGGUCAUGAGGCAACCUACGACAUCUCCUACCGCGCCAAGAAGGGAUAUUUGCGUCUGAGAUCCCGGUAA